AUGAAGGUAGAACUAACACUUUCGGAGAUUACAGAGCUGCCGUUGGUGCUCAAGGCAGGUGGACUCUUUGAUACCUCAAAUUUCGGAUGCUACAAACGGGAGCACUUUGAAUGCCACUUUAAAGGCAAAGCAUUGAGCGGGGUCAACGCCGGCUUUCAGGACUCCGAGGCGUUGUUGUCGCGUCACCAGGACCUCACCCAGCCCACUCCAGCCGCGAUGACGUUUGUUGAGGAGAACGAGGGCGAGAACGCCAACAACACCGCCAUGGGCGCAAGUGUGUCCCGACUCUCCUGUCUGGCGAUACCACACCGCGACAGUCCUCCCACAGAAUACCGGGCAACGCCUCAGUGA
This is a messenger RNA of Mesocestoides corti, 351 nucleotides long. The record is from the annotation of a GenBank genome assembly. NCBI's taxonomy places the organism in Eukaryota, Metazoa, Platyhelminthes, Cestoda, Cyclophyllidea, Mesocestoididae.